Elaeis guineensis (African oil palm) is the source of this 3404-nucleotide messenger RNA. Its product is annotated as probable serine/threonine-protein kinase At1g54610. Lineage: Eukaryota; Viridiplantae; Streptophyta; Magnoliopsida; Arecales; Arecaceae. Gene Ontology annotation, cellular component: nucleus; cyclin-dependent protein kinase holoenzyme complex. Gene Ontology annotation, biological process: positive regulation of transcription elongation by RNA polymerase II; protein phosphorylation. The record is from RefSeq and is a predicted model, not a curated record. Gene Ontology annotation, molecular function: RNA polymerase II CTD heptapeptide repeat kinase activity; ATP binding.
CCGAUUCGUUGGAGCUGUGGCUCGGCUCAGGGCAUCUAACGGCCAAAAAUCCCUCGGCUGGGCGGGCUUAUAGGGUUAUAGCUCCGACAAACCCUCUCUGCUUCCCUUUUCUCUCUUCCUCUUUUCUGGAAUCAUCAAUAUGUUCUUCAAAAAAAUUAGUUUUUCUUUUUUUAAUCUUUGAUCCUCUAUCUGUCCGCAGUUGCUGUCCAAUUUGAUCUCCCUGUCCGUGUUUUGCUCGAUCCGGUUUGCGGAAAAUAGAAAGAAGAGAGGGGAUGGAUUCGCCGUAAGAUACUUGAUGAGAAAUAACUCGAGAUUUGCCGGGGUGAGCCCGACUUUCGGGUUCCGGAGUCGGUCUUGAGAGAAAUUUGGCAUUGGGAUCGAGUUCUUGAGGAUUUUGUGGCUUCUUGUUCUUUGUUUCGAUCAAAGUUUGGUUUUUGAUCCAUAUCUUGUGGUUGGUGAUCUUGAAUUUUGAGACUUUGCAAAUCUUUUGGAUUCUAUUUAGAGGACUAUGAGGAGGAGCGCCUACUAUCAGAAUCAAGUUCUUGAAGAAUCUGGAAAGAUUCGAAUUUGAUGAUACAUUGGAGGUAAAAGCUUUCAUUUUGAGGAGUUUAGGAGCUUGUUCUGGUUGGAUGUGUACAAUCCCUCUUUCCUCAAGAGGGAUUUAGGUUGCAAUUGAGCAGAGUAUUUGCGUUGUUAAAAGAUUUUGGUGUCAGGGACUUUCGGGGCAAUGCAGCUCCAUUGCCACACUUAAUAUGUCCAAUUUGUAAUACCACAGGAAAAAGGUGGUGUUUGGUUGUGCUUAUGGGCUGCAUUUGCUCAAAAGGUAUUAGCACAGAUGAGGAUGGUGAGACCCAGAAGAAAGAUCUGAGCAAGUCCUUGAAGCGGUUCGUCACGCUCUCGAAGAAGGAGGAGGUUGUGGCAGCAGUUGCGGAAGUGGUUGUUGGAAAUGAUGGAGGUUCGACGAGGCCUAGACCAAAGCCACAGGACAAUGGAUUGGGUGCUGCACUCCGAAUGUUGGAUGAGGAGGAGAAGAAAGCCAUGGUCAAUGUUGACAGGACAAGGAAAGCUGUUCAGCACCAGAGACGGGCGACUGUGGAUGUCGGGGCGAAUGGCAGUUCGACGAUCGGUAGUGAUGAGGCAGAGCCCAAUUUGGUGAUUGUUGAUGUGCCCAAUGGGUUCUCAGGGGAGCAUGAGGCAGCAGGUUGGCCUUCCUGGCUGACAUCUGUGGCAGGGGAAGCAGUAAAGGGGUGGCUACCUCGAAGAGCAAAUUCAUUUGAGAAGUUAGAUCAGAUUGGACAAGGAACUUACAGUCAUGUGUACAGGGUCCGUGAUCUUGAAACUGGCAAAAUUGUUGCACUCAAGAAAGUGAGAUUUGUUAAUAUGGAUCCUGAAAGUGUCCGAUUUAUGGCAAGGGAAAUUCAUAUUCUGCGAAGACUUGAUCACCCAAAUGUUAUAAAGCUUGAAGGUAUAGUUACAUCAAGAAUGUCAUGCAACCUGUAUCUUGUCUUUGAAUACAUGGAACACGACCUUGCUGGACUUGCAGCGACCCCCGGGAUCAAAUUCACAGAACCACAGGUUAAGUGCUAUAUGCAACAGUUACUUCGUGGGCUUGAUCAUUGCCAUAGUCGUGGGGUUCUGCAUCGGGAUAUCAAGGGUUCAAAUCUUCUGAUUGACAACAAUGGCAUCCUCAGAAUAGGAGACUUUGGCCUAGCAACAAUUUUUAAUCCUGAUCAGAAACAACAGUUAACAAGUCGUGUUGUAACACUGUGGUAUCGGCCUCCUGAGCUCUUGCUUGGUGCUACGGAGUAUGAUGUUGCCAUUGAUUUGUGGAGUGCUGGUUGCAUCCUUGCAGAAUUGCUUGCUGGGAAGCCAAUCAUGCCAGGAAGAACUGAGGUGGAGCAAUUGCACAAGAUUUUCAAGCUGUGUGGAUCACCAUCAGAUGAGUACUGGAAGAGAUCUAAGUUGCCUCAUGCAACCAUUUUCAGACCUCAAAACCAAUACCGACGCUGUUUUGCUGAAACAUUUAAGGAUUUCCCUCCUUCAGCAUUAGCUCUUUUGGAUUCCUUACUUGCAAUAGAACCAGAGAAACGGGGAACAGCAGCUUCUGCCCUUGACAGUGAAUUUUUCAGAUCAAUGCCACUUGCAUGUGAUCCUUCAAGCUUGCCCAAAUAUCCACCAAGCAAGGAGUACGAUGCUAAACUUCGGGAUGAGGAAGCUAGAAGGCAAAAAGCGGCAGUCAAAAAUAGCCGGGGAUCAGAAUCUGUAAGGCCAGGAAGAGGAGAAUCCAGAGGAAAGCAAGUGCCUUUGGAACAGCAGAAGCAACAAGCACAGACAAAUCCCAAAUGCACCAGUGAGAAGUACUGUCCACUGGAAGAUGGUGCAGAAGGAUUCCCAAUUGAUCCUCACUCAGGAGCAGAGAAUGGCUUUCCUCAAUCUGGUCAACCUGGCGUGUAUGGAAACUUACGGCCUAAGAAUGUCAAUAAAGAUGUCCGUUCCUGUAGUUCUAUGAGGGUGCCAAAUGGUCCUCAGCUUAGGACACAGAGAUCAUACAGGCCUCAGUCUGGUGCUGACUUCUCCAAUUUCCCAGCUUCAGUGGCAGCAAAAGGCAGUUCAAACUCAAGAUACGAUCGGCUUGACGUUACUGAGCCCUCUGAGAAGCAGAUGCUUGAUAGGCCUUCCUCCACUUACAAGAAAGACUAUGGAGUUGGAGGGAAGGAUUCAACAGCAAUAGGUUAUGGUUCUAAGAACAAAAGAAUCCACUACUCUGGGCCAUUGGUGCCACCUGGGGGAAACAUUGAAGACAUGCUCAAAGAGCAUGAGAGGCAGAUCCAACAAGCGGUUCGCAAAGCACGCCUUGAUAAGGUCAAGACAAAGAAGAAUUUUUGAGAAGAUCCUAUUGAGGGCCUCACUCUUUCCCAGCAGGAAUGGAAGUUCAAAAGAUAAGAGAAGCUGGUUUUGACUUACAUUCUUGAAAUGCAAAUAAUGGUAAAGCAGAAUACCUUGCAGAAGUCUGAAUCAUCUUACAGCACAAAAGCCACAUUUGUCAUCAUUAGCAAAGAGGGAAUGUGAUGUUGGAUGUUAAAUUUGUAUGGUGCAUGAUGAAGAAGCUUGUGGUGGUUCAAAUCCAGUUUUAUCUGCACUUCUACAGCUUCACCUGCUUUAUUUGUAAAAAUUAAUGCAGAACUGCCAAUUGUAUAUUUCAUGGGAACUUUAUGGGGAAGCUAUCGAAGAUAUUGAUUUAAGAGAAGGGCCACUCGGCAUUUCUUAGGCAUGUGUAUGUUUCUGAGACCAAGGAAUUGGAUCGUAGAAAGCCAAAAGAAGAGGGUUCUAUUUUCAAUUGCAUGUCAUCAUGUAUAUCACAGUCUUCUUCUCAAAAUUGAAUGAAUGUAUCCAGACAAGGCUCU